AUGGAUAGAAUCCAGUUCUCUGUUAACGGAGUUAAGCAUUCAGUUGGAUGUGAGGUGAGGUCCGACACCACUCUCCUGGAGUACUUGCGUCGUCACCUCGAGCUGCGAGGCACCAAGUACAAGUGUCUGGAGGCAGGAUGCGGCUCCUGUAUCGUGAGUGCUGUCAAGCGCCACGGAGAACCACCUCAGGGCAUCAAUUCUUGCAUGGUCACGAUAACGUCAUGCCAGGACUGGGACAUCACGACAAUAGAGAAGGUGGGGAACCGCUUGGACGGCUACCAUCCGCUGCAGAGCACGCUGGCGGAGAGAGGCGGCUCCCAGUGCGGGUACUGCUCGCCGGGGAUGAUCAUGAACAUGUACAGCUAUUUGAAAGAAAGACCACGUACAAUGCGAGAAAUAGAGAGAGCCUUAGGAAGCAAUCUGUGCAGAUGCACAGGAUAUAGACCAAUAUUGGAGGCAUUCAAGACAUUCGCCUCCGAUGCUCCGAAACCCACCGACAUAUUGGACAUUGAAGAUUUGAAAAUAUGUAAGAAAUCCGGGGACCUGUGUACGGGGUCCAAAUGUGGACAUGCCGACUGGUGCAUCGUUCCCAAACAAAAUCAAGUGCUACAUAUACAACUGAGUGAUGACAGAGAUUGGUACAGAGUGGGGAGUUUGGCUGAUGUGUUUAAUAUAUGGCGGGAAAGAGGAACGGAAUCUUAUAUGCUGAUCAAUGGAAACACAGGAAAAGGAGUAUAUCCAAUACUAGAGUAUCCAAAAUUAUUAAUGGACAUUAGUAGUGUGUUAGACCUUAAAGGUCAUUAUAUAGACCAGAACCUGGUGCUUGGGGGUGGAACAUUGCUGGUUGAGGCUUUAGAAAUAUUCAAAGCUCUAUCUAGUUACGAGGGGUUCAGUUAUCUCAAAGUAUUGAGUGAUCAUUUGGAGAAAGUCGCCCAUGUCACUGUCAGAAACUUAGCCACUGUGGCUGGAAAUUUGAUUUUAAAGAAUCAACAUUCUGAUUUUAAAUCCGAUAUAUUUUUGCUUUUCGAAACUGUUGGUGCGGAGGUUACUAUACUGACUGGUCCUGACCAAAAAAGGGUCUUAACAAUGCAACAAUUUCUUGUAGAAAAUAUGAUUGGAAAAAUUAUUUUGAAUGUCCUUUUACCGCCGUUGAGCUUGGAAAAUAAAAUAGCAACGUUUAAGAUAAUGCCACGUUCCCAGAACGCCCACGCUCUCGUUCACGCCGGCUUCCUCUACAAAAUAGACGAGAAUUCCACAGUCAUUGACAGCAGAAUUGUAUACAGUGGUCUCUCCGUCACCAUCACUCGUGCGUAUAAAACUGAACAAUAUCUGAAGGGCAGAGAGCUGUUCACGAAUGAAACUCUGCAAGGUGCUCUGGAUGUAUUGAAGAAGGAGCUUGUGUUCGUGAAUGAUUUGCUUGAUCCGCCCAUUGCAUACAAGCGACAAGUAUCCUUGGGGCUCUUUUAUAAGGGUCUUUUGGAGCUUUGCCCCCAUAAUAUUCUGAACCCAGUUUAUUGCUCUGGAGCCAUCAAGCUAAGAGAUUCCAGACCAGUGUCUAAAAGUCUUCAAGUGUUUGAAACAAAUCCGAAUGUCUGGCCACUCAAUGAACCGAUACCAAAAAUUGAUGGCUUGAUACAAUGCGCGGGGGAAGCAAAAUAUGCCGACGAUACUCCAUCUCUCCCGGGGGAAGUGUUCCUGGAGUUUGUUCUGGCUAAAGUCCCGCUUGGAACUAUAACGAAAAUUGACCCUUCAAUUGCAUUGAGAGAACCUGGUGUUAUAGCCUUCUACUCAGCAGCAGACAUACCAGGUGUAAAUAGCUUCAUACCAGCCCCUAACAUAAUUAAUUUAAGAAAUGAAGAAUUAUUCUGUAAUGGUGCAGUAAAAUACUACGAUCAACCUAUUGGUGUCAUUGUAGCUGAAUGUGAGAGCAUAGCUAGGAAGGCAGCAGAAUUAGUACACGUUGAAUAUGCUAACGUAAGAAAGCCGGUUAUUGAUAUAAAAAUUAAUAAAAAUGAUGCUACUAAGUAUUCCGAGUAUGUACGAUAUCGAGCAACAGAUAGAGGGACAGAUACUAUAAGAGUAAUAAAUGCAGACGACACAAUUUAUUCACAAUACGCUUUCAGUAUGGAGACUCUAGCUUGUGUGGCUUAUCCUACUGAAGAAGGAAUCAAAUUGAUAUCUGCGACGCAGUGGAUGGACUUAGUGCAGCAAGCAGCUGCAAGGGUUUUAAACAUAGAUGAGAACAGAAUUGAUGUUUACGUCCGACGACUUGGCGGUGGCUUCGGAUUUAAACUGACCAGAUCUGCACAAGUGGCUGUAGCCAGUGCUCUGGUGGUCCACAAGCUCAAUCGACCCUGCAGAUUUAACACACCCCUUGACAUCAAUAUGAGAUCAAUAGGAAAACGCUUGCCUUGUUCGAGAAAUUAUGAAGUUCACGUUAACUCAAGAGGUGAAAUUCAGUAUCUAAGAAACGACCUUUUUAGUGACAAUGGUUAUGUAUACAAUGAACCUCUAAUGUUGUUUGGCAUCGAUUGUUACUACAAUUGCUAUAGAAAGGAACGAUGGGAUCAUGCGGGAUAUAAUACUGUUACUGAUACUGCUUCUAAUAGCUGGGUCCGAGCUCCUGGUACGAUAGAAGCAAUAGCAAUGGCCGAGUUAGUAAUGGAACGUAUAUCAUAUGAACUUAACUUGGAUGCGGUCGACGUCCGUUUAGAAAACUUGGAUAGAGUAGCACAUGGUGACUUGAUAGAAUUGAUGGACACAUUGAAGAGUAACUCAGAAUACGAAGAGAGGAAAGCUGCAAGCGACGAAUUUAAUAAAAACAACAGAUGGAAAAAACGCGGUUUAAGAUUUAGUUGGAUGAGAUGGCCCACAACUGUGUCUGAAAACUUUGAAAUAAAUAUGUCGGUCUAUCCCGAUGACGGUACUGUGUCCAUAACGCACGGUGGCAUUGAAAUGGGUCAAGGUAUAAACACUGUGGCAAUACAAAUCGCUGCUUACUUUUUAAAAUUACCCGUGGAUAAGAUUCAGAUAAAGCCUAAUGAUACCAUGAUAGCUCCCAAUUGUAUUUGCUCUGGAGCGAGUGUUACAACUCAAUAUGUGGGGAUAGGUGUACGUAGAUGUUGUGAAGAACUUCUAUCAAGACUUGCACCCAUACGGAAUCAGAUGAAUAAUCCCUCUUGGCGGGACUUGUUACAAGAAGCAUAUAGACAACAGGUCGACUUGCAAGUCCACUAUUAUACUACUCAGAACGACUCCCAGCAAUAUGAUAUUUAUGGAAUAACAUUGGCUGAAGUUGAGAUUGAUGUUUUGACAGGAGAACAUUCAAUUCUACGAGUUGAUUUAAUUGAAGAUGCCGGUCGUAGUGUCAAUCCUCAAAUAGAUCUUGGACAAAUUGAAGGAGCUUUUAUUUUUGGCCUUGGCUACUGGACAAGUGAAAACUUGAAAUACCAUCCUGACACUGGGGAGUUACUCACACACCGCACUUGGGAUUACUGGAUCCCUCAAGCUCUGGACAUCCCGGAGGACUUCAGGGUUUACCUCAGACGGCGGUCCUUUAGUAACGAGACCAUUCUUGGAGCAAAAGCAACGGGAGAGCCUGCUACUUGUAUGAGCAUCGCGAUCGCCUUCGCUCUGAGGGAGGCAAUAUCGUUGGCGAGGCUUGAAUCAGGCAUACCCACUACCCAGUGGUUCCAGAUAGAUGGACCAUUUACGGUGGAAAAAAUUUGCGUCGCAUGCGAGUCGGAUCCAAAAGACUUCAAGUUUUAUUAAGUCCUGAUUUUGCACGGAUGGGGACUUA
This is a messenger RNA of Maniola jurtina (meadow brown), 3799 nucleotides long. Its product is annotated as indole-3-acetaldehyde oxidase-like. Gene Ontology annotation, molecular function: FAD binding; oxidoreductase activity; 2 iron, 2 sulfur cluster binding. NCBI's taxonomy places the organism in Eukaryota, Metazoa, Arthropoda, Insecta, Lepidoptera, Nymphalidae. Bases 1 to 3771 code for a protein of 1256 amino acids. The record is from RefSeq and is a predicted model, not a curated record. The transcript has 17 exons.